AUGGCUCCCUCUGCCGUGACCGAGGACUCAGUCCAAACCCCGGGCAACUCGAUAAACUUCAUCAAGGAGAAUGUGAAAAAUCUACAAAACGGCUCCUCGGGCACUUCGACACCGACACCACCCUCAGUCGCCUCAGACCCCAAUCAUGAAGAACACCAAUACCUCAAUCUGAUCCGCGAUAUCCUCUCGCGGGGCGAACAUCGCCCCGACCGUACCGGGACCGGGACACUCUCGCUCUUUGCACCACCCCAACUGCGCUUCAGUCUCUCGAGGCUCUCCUCCUCCUCCUCCGACGAUGAUGGUGGCGACGAUCGUGCCUCAACCUACAUUCCCGUCCUUCCCCUUCUCACCACCAAACGCGUCUUCCUCCGCGCCGUCACGACCGAACUUCUCUGGUUCAUCUCCGGGUGCACGAGCUCCCAACCGCUCUCGUCAGCGGGCAUACACAUCUGGGACGGCAACGGAUCUCGCGAGUUUCUCGACAACCUAGGCUUCACGGACCGGGAAGAGGGCGACCUGGGCCCCGUGUACGGGUUCCAGUGGCGGCACUUCGGCGCGCCCUACUCGGACUGCCACGCGGACUACGCGGGCAAGGGCGUCGACCAGAUCGCCGAGAUCGUGCGCAAGCUCAAAACCAACCCUUACGACCGUCGCAUCAUCCUCAGCGCAUGGAACGUCGCCGACCUGAAACUCAUGGCUCUCCCGCCGUGUCACAUGUUCGCCCAGUUCUACGUGAGCUACCCUGACGCGCCGCGCGGCGAACAGGCGCUUUCGCAAGAAUCAACGACAUCGGCAACGCCGUCCUCGACGGCCAAGCUAAAGGCGAAGGGACAUCUCUCGUGCGUCCUGUACCAGCGGUCAUGCGACAUGGGUCUCGGCGUGCCGUUCAACAUCGCAAGCUACGCCCUGCUCACGCACAUGCUCGCCUACGCGUGCGACCUCGUCCCCGGCGAACUGAUCCACACCAUGGGCGACGCGCACGUGUACCUGGACCACAUCGACGCGUUGAAGGAGCAACUGCAGCGCGAGCCGCGGGAGUUCCCGACCUUGAACAUCAAGCGUGACGACAAGGGCAGCGGACAGAUGGAUGGGUGGAGGCUGGAGGACCUCGAGGUCGUGGGGUACAAGCCUCACGGUGGGAUUAAGAUGAAGAUGAGCGUAUGA
Molecule: messenger RNA, 1164 nt
Organism: Exophiala spinifera
Lineage: Eukaryota; Fungi; Ascomycota; Eurotiomycetes; Chaetothyriales; Herpotrichiellaceae
Product: thymidylate synthase
Exons: 1
Coding region: 1-1164 (387 amino acids)
Biological process (GO): dTMP biosynthetic process
Cellular component (GO): cytosol; mitochondrion
Molecular function (GO): thymidylate synthase activity
Source: RefSeq, a predicted model, not a curated record